Messenger RNA from Vicia faba (fava bean), 1476 nucleotides. Lineage: Eukaryota; Viridiplantae; Streptophyta; Magnoliopsida; Fabales; Fabaceae. The record is from the annotation of a GenBank genome assembly.
AUGUUUCAGAAAUUCGCCUUAGCUUUCAAAACCAAAACCUUCGAAUUCUUCGCCGACGAAAACCUCGACGAUUCCGACGGUUUCUCACUCCUCGACUCCGCCGAAGAAAUCAUCACCGACCAAAAAGUCGUCGUCAUCAAACCCGAUCCAAAUCCACUUUCUUCUCCUCCGAAGUCACCAUCACCUUCGCCGUCGCCAUCACCAUCACCUUCGCCGUCACCGGAACCACCGGCACCUUCGAUUACACCGAUACAAAUAGUGUUAAAUGAAACGACGUCGCACGAUCUAAUCUCUUCGAUCUUCGCCGCGGUUUCGGCUUUUGAAGCAAAUUACUUCCAAUUACAAAGCGCGCAUGUUCCUUUCGUUGAAGAGAAUGUGAAAUCCGCUGAUAAAGUGCUUGUUUCGCAUCUUCAGCGACUCUCUGAAUGCAAGAAAUUUUACUGUAACCCUGACUUGUACACCAAUUUUUCGUUUGGUUCUUCGUUGGAGGCUGAAGUGGAAGAGAAUCAGAGUAAGUUGAGAACCCUUGGUACUGUUUCGAAUCGGUUGCAGUUGGAGCUUGAGAAGAAGCAUGAUGAGGUUUUUUCGCUGAGGAGAAAGCUUGGUGAGGUUCAAAAGGGUAAUGUGACUUUGUCUAAGAAGCUUUGUAGUAGUAAUGUGAAUAGUGGUUUGAGUUUGGGUUUGAAUUUGAAGCCUAGUUGUGAUGUUUUGUUGAGUGUUAGGGUUUUUGAUUCGUUGUUGCAUGAUGCUUCUAGAGCGGCGCAUAAGUUUACGAAGAUUUUGAUUGGUUUGAUGAGGAAAGCGGGGUGGGAUUUAGGUUUGGCUGCGAAAGCGGUUCAUCCUGGUGUUGUGUAUUCGAAAAAGGGGCAUAAUCAGUAUGCGCUUUUGUCGUAUGUUUGUUUAGGGAUGUUUCAAGGUUUUGAUUCGGUUUGUUUUGGAUUGAGUUCGGAGAGAAAAGAGGAAGAAGAAUCGACGUCGAGUGGAGAGUUGUGUCAUUUAGAUUUGAAAGGGAGAGAUAGUUCUUUGAAGCAAUUGUUGGAGCAUGUUUCUAGCAAUCCGAUGGAAUUGCUUGGUAUUCAUCCGGGUUGCGAGUUUUCAAGGUUUUGUGAAAUGAAGUAUGAGAGGCUAGUUCAUCCUUCGAUGGAGUCGUCGAUUUUUGUUGAUUUGGAUCAAAAUGAAGCGGUGUUGAAUUCGUGGCGGUCGUUGAGUAUGUUCUAUGAGGCAUUUGUUGGGAUGGCGAGCUCCGUAUGGACAUUGCAUAAGCUGUCGCAUGCCUUUGAUCCUGUCGUUGAGAUCUUUCAAGUGGAAAGUGGUGUGGAAUUCUCCAUGGUUUACAUGGAUGAUGUUACAAAGAGGUUAACGUGGCCGAAUAAAGGAAGGGCAAAAGUGGGGUUCACUGUUUUUCCUGGUUUUAGAAUUGGGAAGGUAGUUAUUCAAUCGCAGGUUUACGUAAACAGUUUCAGUUUGACCGAGUAG